AUGAGUAAAAGUAAAGAAAAAUUUUUCGAAGAAUCUCGCCGUUCAUUAUCUCCAUCAGACAGACGAUUUUUCUAUGAAGAUGAUCAAAUCGAGGAAAAUACUGUUCAAUUAUGUUUACAAUCAACACAAUUAGAUUUAAUAAAAUUCAAUGAAUCUGAUGUUCAUAUUCUUUGGUUAACCAAUAAUGAUAAAAAUGAAGUAUUAAAUAAUAUAAAUAUAAAAAUAUUUCAUUCAAAUGAUCAUUUCAUUGAUUUUCUAAGUGAAAUAAAAACAUCAAAUAUAUUUUUGAUUAUUGAUUAUGAAUUCGUAUCAAAUAUUUUAUCAAUCUUAGAUGAUUUUACACAAAUUAUAUUUAUUUAUAUUUUAACAAAUGAAGAUUCAAUUAAAAAUCCUAUUGUAACAGAUUCAAAAAGAUCAAUUCGAUACAGUUCGAAUAAUAAAAGUGAACUUUUUCAUUUAAUUCUUGAAGAUAUUGAAAUCUGUACAAAAGAUUCAAUAUCAUCAACAAUAUUUGAUUUUUCAACAGAAGAAGAAUCAUCAAAUCAAAGUGAAAAUCUAUCAUUUAAUGGUAUAUUAUCAAGAUUUAAUAAUUUUAAAUACAUAUCUCGACNUCUCAUUUCUAUAUGGAUCAUAAGUAUACUCAGUCCAUUGGAAUAUUAUCUUCGUAAUGAAAUUAUUUAUGUUGUUGAUAAUCAAAUAUGUAUUAUGCCAAAUCGAUUGUCAUUUUCAAUUAUUUAUAUGAUGUUUUCGGUUUACCUGUUUCCUUUAACAUUGUUAAUGAUGAUUUAUUUGAAACUAAUUCGAUACGUCAAAACAAUGAACCGUCGAACGACACCUGUGAAUAUUUUAUUACGUAAUCAGAGAGAUUUGGAAAUGUUCCGACGUACGGUCGUUCUUGUGAAUAUUCUAUUGACUUUUGGAAUUCCAUAUGUCACUUUUGUCGUUAUUUCAUUUUUCAUGGAUCUGCCAAAAUAUUAUCAUCGUAUUGUUUUUUGCUUUCUUGCUGUUUCUCCGACAUUUUUAAUGAUAAUAAUGUUCAAAUGUACAGAUCCACUUAAAUGCGCUAUAAUGAGAAGAAUCAAACAACAACCCAAUCGAAUACUACCCAUGAUAGUAGUAUGA
Molecule: messenger RNA, 1122 nt
Organism: Adineta ricciae
Lineage: Eukaryota; Metazoa; Rotifera; Eurotatoria; Adinetida; Adinetidae
Source: the annotation of a GenBank genome assembly